Messenger RNA from Culicoides brevitarsis, 2619 nucleotides. RefSeq lists its product as uncharacterized. The record is from RefSeq and is a predicted model, not a curated record. NCBI's taxonomy places the organism in Eukaryota, Metazoa, Arthropoda, Insecta, Diptera, Ceratopogonidae. The coding region runs from base 850 to 2340 and encodes 496 amino acids. The transcript is spliced from 5 exons. Gene Ontology annotation, biological process: hemocyte migration.
GUGCGACUUGCGUUUACGAAUUUUUUUUCGAUAAUAUUUUUUUUUAUUAAAAAAUCAAAAAAUAAUUUAAAAUCCAAAAAUUAAUUGAAAAAAAAAACAAUAAAAAAAACAAUUAAAAAUUAAACACGCGUGUUAGAAAAAAUCCAGCAAAUUAAAAAAAUAUUUCCUCAAAGUCUCGCAAAACUAAAACACUGUCUAAAAAGUGAAAUUCUUGAAUGCGAAGACAGUUCAUAAAAUAUUUAUAAAAAAAUAAUUUAUUACUUGUUACGACCGAAAAUUUGUACAUCUGUGUCAAAUAAAUAGUUUAUGCGUGUAACGAAACUUGUGAAAAUUUUUUUUUUCUAAAAGAUUAAAAGAAAAUUCAUCAGAGAAAUUUAAAUAAAAAAAAAUUCAGAGGGAAAUUUGGAUUCCCCCACUUUGUGUCAAAAAAAAAAAAUAUUUUUUAAAAGAAAUUUAAAAAAAGUGAAUGCAAAAAAUUUUAAAGUGACAUAAGAGGCUUAAAUAAAAAUCAAUUAAAUGGUCAUUCUUAGACAUCUUAAAUUAGAUUUAUGACUGAGAAAGAAGAACAAGAGUUAUGUGAAAAAAAUUAAAAAUUUUUAUUGAAAACGUGAUUUUACGUACGUUCGACCGUGGAUACAUUUUUCAAUUCGAAAAAAAAUAUUAAAUUUUAAUUAAUAAAAUGUCAAGAGGUUAUCAACUUGGUAUAUAGCGCUCAAGUAUAAAUUUCAUACAAAGUGAUGUUUUCAGCGGCAUGAACAAAAAGCAGCGCGAGAACAAAUGAUUCGAAACAUUAUUUAAAGUUUGAACAAGUGACAGCCCCAAAUCAAAACACACACAGCGCGACGAAAAAUGAGAUCAUCAAUUAUUGCAUGCUCUUCGGCGACGAAGAUGAUGACAGCGACCCGAGACCCGGGAACUCUAGUUUCCCGAAGUACUGGCAAAAAAUCAACAAUUUUAUGCUUGUUUUACUUUUUAACGAUCAUAAAUUUAUGUUCAAGCAGUUUUUAUGGCGAUAAAAAUAAUUUUAAUAAAAAUCACUUUACGACACAUCACCCACUAAGACAUCACCGGCAUCACGCUUUAAAUAGAACACAUUCGAAUUAUCAUCAUCUUCAGCAUCAUCGGCGACCGCACGAACUCGCCACCGAGGCAUUUACGACGCGCAGUCCCAUCGAGAGUGUUCGCAACUUCCUCAGUUCGCGCGAAUACGACACCAAUCGGAAUUAUUAUCACGUGUCGUCGACAAAGCGACCCCCAAACACGGCGAACAAAUCGCGGUACGAUCAAAAAUCGACGCGGAACCAUCGCAACAUCCAGUCGAGUCAUUAUCAAAAGGCCAAGGAGAAAACGUUUGACGACAUUGUACGGGAAAUAAGUCAGUACAAGAAACGCAAAAGAUUCCACAAAACCACGACGACUACAACGACAACCACGGAAGCUCCUUCCGAAGAUGAUUAUGUCGAAUAUGACGACGACGCAGAUUUCCAGGCAGAUGAGGAAGGCACUUAUGACAACGGAUAUCUAGCGCCCGAACGACAACCCGGCAGCAGCAGCGAGAAAUACGUCCCAGCUAAAAAGCAAGAUACACGACAGAUACAGAAUGAUCCGCCGCAGCACGAGCAUUACAAUCCAGGAGACUUGACGGAUUUGAAAUUUAGGAAUUUCGGGACGAGGCAAGAUGUGAGGAAGCAAUUUAAUAUGCACGUGGAGUCACAAAAGGCCAGUAGAAAAGAAGAAUGGCAAGAUCACUAUCGACGCAACUUGAUGGAAACUCGUUGCAAAGACCCCAAACCACAAGUAUUCCCGAGCUCAACAGACCCUACGAGACUUUACACUCCACGAUGCACGAUCCUGUAUCGAUGUAGUGACGAUACCGCAUGCUGUCCUUCCGUGGACAAAACGUGUGUCGCAAACACCAAAGAAUGGAUUGAGCUUGCAUUCAUGGUGAAUUUCCCUUUAAAUGGAACAAGUCGACAAAUUUUCGAAUCUUUUGAGAAUCACACGUCGUGCCAUUGUGUUCUCAAGUCUGUCGUAGCGUCAUCGAGAGCUGCACCGGCACCCAUUACGCGACCAAAGCAGUGCCAGUGCCCACGUAUCUUCACCGAAGUAUUAGAAGAUAACGGAGACUGCAAAUGCGAAUGUUUGUCGCACGAGUGCCAGAUGAUCCGCAAAGGGCAGGAGCAUUUUAGCAUGGAAGAAAGAAGUUGCAUUUCUCGUGGCAUUUGUAAGCGACCUCAUUGUGACUAUGGUCAUUAUAUCACACAUGAAGGCCGAUGUCCGCGAAGGGAGGAGAAAUUUGAUGCAUUAUCGGGCGCAAAACAGCAUCAUCAUUUAUAUUAGUAGCUUUUAAGAUAUUAGAAUUGAAAAUUUAUUAAUUAAAUUUAAGAAAAAAUCCACUAUUUUUUGUAAACUAUUAAUUAUUAUUAUUUUUUUUUAAAAUGUAUUUUAUACAAAAAAUGCAAGAAAAAACACAGCCAUAUUAAUUUUUUAUUAAAUAAUUUUAUAUUAUUUUGAUGUUUAUUUAUAUAAUUUAUCGCAAUAUCUACUUACUAACCUAAUUUUUCUCUUCAUUUUCAUUAGUCAAAAAAUUUUUAAUUGUAGAAAAAAUAAAAAAAAAAA